Molecule: messenger RNA, 4491 nt
Organism: Klebsormidium nitens
Lineage: Eukaryota; Viridiplantae; Streptophyta; Klebsormidiophyceae; Klebsormidiales; Klebsormidiaceae
Source: the annotation of a GenBank genome assembly
GGAGAGAGCAGGCACUGCAUGCGGCAGUAUACUGGCAAGGGGCCAGAACGCCCAGUUGUGCUGUGCUAAGAGAUCUUUUUCCAGCUCUUGUCCCUUGAAAUAGUUAUGGACUUCUAGACGAUUUCUGCUGGUGUGGCCGCACUUUUUAGUCCCUGCUCAAGCUGCUUGAAACAGCCAAUCAGGUUGCUUGCUUUGUGUGCCAACUUGACCAGCUUGCAGUGUUCUCUAGAAGGUAAUUAGAAGGUGGUGCUAGUGGUGCUGAUUGCAACGAGGGGAGACGAAACAUGCAAUUGGUCAACUAACACAGGGCAACCUAAUCUCUCCUAUGCAGAAGGCCGCCUGCGUGCAAUGCCGCCACAUCACCUUGUGCAGGCUCAUCUGUUCAUCAGGGAGUAGUACUCUGAAGAUCCCCAAACUUCGCCUGUGGCUCAAGUGAAACCACCAUGCUUCCUUCCUCAGCUAUUUGAUCACCACCUAGCUCAACCAAAGCUUUUCAGCAGUGGCCUCACCUUGAGCAAGAUGAAGAAGCCUAAAACACACCAGCCAGCGAUCUCCCGCUUCUUUGCUCCAAAGCCUAAAGCAACCGCCGAGCCGGCUGCUGGGGCUCCGGCACCGCUGCACAAGCGUUUGUCUGGGGAGAGGGACUCCUUGACGCCUGUCCGAGAUGAACCACCUCAGACACCUGGGAAGAGUGUGUCCGACAGGGGUCAGAUGACGGUAUCCCCUGACAAGGUGCUGUCGACCAAGAGAAAAGAGGUCAGCAAGGAGGCUGAGGACUCAUCUGCAAAGCGGCGCAAGGUUGCAAAAGAGGAUAGGGAGGCAACAGCUAGGGUAGGGGCAGCAUCAAUUGCUGACGUCACGGGAGUGGUGCCUGAUGCUGACGUCACGGGAGUGGUGCAGAAUGCUGACAUCACGGAGGAGGUGCAGGAGACAAUGGAGGAAACGGCAACUCAGGGUGCUGCACCAGAGAGGGGAGAGGAGCCUGAACAGGCGUUCCCCAAAUCAGAUCCAGUCAGGCAUGCAAAGUUUGUGGAGAAGCUGCUGGCAAGGAGUGAUGACCAGGGGCGCCUUUCGGAGCGGACAGGCGCGGCUCAGCUCACCGGCCCUGGGGUCAAGUACACCCCACUGGAGUUACAGAUCGUUGAGCUCCAGAAGCGUUACCCAGACGUGCUACUAAUGGUUGAGGUCGGAUACAAGUACCGCUUCUUUGGCGAAGACGCUGAGACGGCGGCUCGCGUGCUCAACAUCUUUGCACACUACGACCACAACUUUCUGACAGCCAGCGUGCCGACGCACCGCCUACAUGUGCACGUGCGGCGCCUGGUGGAGGCUGGGUUUAAGGUGGGGGUAGUCCGUCAGGCGGAGACUGCCGCCAUCAAGUCGCAGGGCCCCAACAAAUCGGCCCUCUUUGGCCGGCGCCUCUCGGCUCUGUAUACACGUGCCACUUUGGAGGCGGGAGAGGAUUUGGGAGGGGGCUCACAAGAUGAUGCGGUCGGGAAGGGGCGGCUCAGCAGCUACCUCAUGUGCAUAGCAGAGGAGACUCUCGACCUCAAUAAAAAGCCGGGGCGCGCCCCUCUAAAGGCAGAGGAAGACGAAAUGGCGGCAGAGCCCGAGGGGCCUUCCACUUUGGCGGGGGGGUUCGACGCCACUUUUGGGGUCGUGGCGGUGGAGACGGCGACUGGUGACGUCAUGUACGGACACUUCAAGGACACGGUAAUGCGGUCCGACCUGGAGUCGUGCAUGAUCUCCGCGGCGCCCGUGGAGCUGCUCCUGGCGGACCCGAUCUCGGCACCCACGGAAAAACUCCUCCGCGACUUCGCCGACCCCAGCGGCGUCCGCACGGAACGCGUCUCGCGCGCCAAGUUCCAGGGCGGGAGCGCCUCGUCCUACGUGGCAGACUUUUACUGCAGCAAGCGGCGGGGGGCGCAGGACGGGGCCAAGGCGACUCUUGGAGCCAUGGGGGGGGAUGCGGAUCGAGAGACUGCUGAGGAAGAGGAAAGGAAUGCGAAGAGUUUGGAAACGGUGCUGGGGCUGCCGGAUCUGGUGCUUCAGGCGCUCGCGCUCGCGCUGGAUUAUUUGAGGGCGUUCGGACUGGAAGACGUGCUCCGGUUAGGCGCAUCGUUCCGGCCCUUUGCUGCGGUCCAGGAGAUGUGCCUCUCGCCCAACGCGCUGCGCCAGCUGGAGAUCCUGCGCAACAGCGCGGACGGCACCGAGAAGGGCAGCCUCCUCUGGCUAAUGGACCAGACAAGCACGCCGUUCGGGGGGCGCCUGCUGCAGCACUGGAUCUGUCACCCGCUUCGCAACCUCGACAUGAUCAAGGCUCGCGCAGACGCCGUCCAAGAGUUGGCGGGCUCUCUGAGCACGUCCGCUUUAGAGAACAAGUACCCCGGGAGUGGGCGGGGGGGCGGGGCGAACGCCGCGGCAGCGGCUGCCGCCGCGGAGGGGAGUGUGGGGGGGCUGGCAGGAAUUUUGGGCAGCCUCGGCAAGAUGCCGGACGUCGAGCGCGGCAUCACGCGCCUCUUCCACCGGACGGCGACCCCGUCCGAGUUCGUCUCCGUCAUCCAGUCGCUCCUGGCCGUCUCCCGCCGGCUCGGCCACGUGCCUGUCUCCGAGGGACACGUGGCAGAUGACGUCAGCGGCUCGGGGGUGCGCGCGCCGCUGCUGAGGCGGCUCCUGGCGGCUGCCACGUCAGCAACGGUGGUCCGGGAGGCGAAGAAGCUGCUCGCGGGCGUGGACGCGAAUGCGGCGCGGAGCGUGCCGGCGGCCGACAAGACGAACCUGUUCGUUUGCGAGAACGGCCGGUUUCCGGAGGUCGCCAGCUGCAAGGAGCGCAUCGCCGCCUGUGAGCGCGAGCUCGACGACCUGCUGCCGCAACUCCGCAAGCUGCUGCGCAAUCCGAGUCUUCAGUACAAGAGCGUUCUGGGCACGGACUACCUCGUCGAGGCGCCCCCGGCUCAGAGGGUACCCGCAGACUGGAUCAAGGUCAGCACGACGAAGGCGCAGAUCCGGUACCACCCCCCCGAGGUGCUUGAGGCGUUUGAGAGCCUGGCGGUGGCUCGCGAGGAGCUGACCGCCGCCUGUAACCGAGCGUGGGAUGCGUUCCUGGCCGACUUCGCAGAGCACUACGUUGACUUCCGCGCCGCAGUGCAAGCCCUCGCCGCUCUCGACUGCCUCCACUCUUUGGCCAUCCUUUCUCAGAACCAGGGGUACGUCCGCCCAGUCUUCGUCAGUCAGGAGGAACCCCCCCAGUUGCGGAUCACCGGCGGGCGGCACCCCGUGUUAGAAGCGACGCUCAAGGACAACUUCGUGCCGAACGACACGUGUCUGACGGCGACUGGCGAGCGGUGCCAGAUCAUCACGGGGCCCAACAUGGGCGGCAAGAGCGUGUACAUACGACAGGUGGCGUUGAUCGUCAUCAUGGCUCAGAUGGGCUCAUUCGUUCCCGCGGACUCCGCAACCCUCCACGUGUUCGACAACGUGCACACGCGCAUGGGCGCCUCCGACUCGAUCCAGCGCGGCCGCAGCACGUUCCUCGAGGAGCUGUCCGAAGCCGGCGCGAUCCUCCGGGGCGCGAGCGCGCGCUCGCUCGUGAUCAUGGACGAGCUCGGGCGCGGGACCAGCACCAUGGACGGCGUCGCCAUAGCGUAUGCGACGCUGCAUAGCCUAUUGGCCGAGCAACGCUCGCUCGCGCUGUUCGUGACGCACUACCCGCAGAUCGCGGAGCUGAGGAAGGAGUUCCCGGCGGAGGUGGGGACGUACUUUGUGUCGUAUCUGGCCGAAGAAGCGACGCACCGGGCGCCACGUGGCGGCUCGGAGGGCGGUGCUGACGUGGCAAGAGGGGAGGGCGAGGGGGGGGCGACGUCACGGGAGCAGGAGGCCGACCAGAAAGUGACGUUUCUGUACAAGCUGGUCCCGGGGCUUUCCCCCAGGAGCUUUGGGCUCCACGUGGCACGUCUGGCGGAGAUUCCGGACCCGGUUGUUUUGCGGGCUGCGCACAUGGCUGCGAAAAUGGAAGCCGAAGUGACGGAGAGGGCAAGCCACAAACGGCGAAGACUGACAGCCGUUCCGGAAGAGGUUGAAUUGGAACCAAGCAAUGCAGCAGCAGUCAACGAAGAGCAGACUGCCGAAACGUCCAGUUACGAACCCUCUCAUCAAACAAAAGCAAGACCGGAAAGCUCGUCAGAAGAUGAAAAGGCGCGGAUGCUGCUAGACCAUUUACGGAAGAUGCCCAGCACGGCGGGUCGAAAAGAAGAGUUUCUGGAACGACUGCAAGAGCUUGUCAAAGCUUAGCCGCAUACGUGCACCUGUCUGAUCGUGUCCGAUCAUCGGGACAGCAUUUCGCGUCUACGCCAGCAAGGGCCAGACUUCGGUAUCCGCUGCUUGCCUCAGCUUCCGACUUGGUCAGUGUUCCGAUGAUCCAUGCGUUUAGUGAGUGCCACUAAUUUCCCGAUGAGCGGAACAGCAGGCACGUGCAGUCGUACAGAAUUGCAC